AUACAAGAACAAACCCCUUCCUUUAUGAAAUUCGCCCUGAUUCUACUCUGAACUCGUCGAGUCUCUUUGUCUCUCCAAGCAAUCGGCGGGAGUGGAAAUUUGAAGGAAUUCGGCUCAUAUCAUUAACAGGAUCACUUGUUAGCCUUCAUUGGCAAUGUCUGUGUCCCGAUCAAGGAAUGUUAUUCUUGCGACAGGCUUACUAGCUUUUGCAGCUGCAGGCUUGGCAUUUCCCUACUACUUGGUGGCCUUGAAGAGCAAGCCGGUGAUUGAUUCAUCAAAACCACUGCCGCCCCAGGCAAUAAUUCGAGGGCCUUACUUAAACACUGGUUCGCAUGAUAUUGGACCUGAUCACCGGGAUUACCGAAAGAAGUAGUUUUAUUUUGUGAAAAGAUAUUCCUUUGGAUGAGACUGGUUUAAGGUAGCAUCGAUGGUUGCUAUUAAUGUCACUGUUUCUUUUGUAUCAGUUUCACUAAAGGUACACACCAUAUGUUAUUCUCUUGAGAUUUGGUGAAUGAAAUAAAGGUACACCCAUUGAAGCUGGCUUUCAGCUGCUCCA
Messenger RNA from Vitis riparia (riverbank grape), 556 nucleotides. RefSeq lists its product as uncharacterized. Lineage: Eukaryota; Viridiplantae; Streptophyta; Magnoliopsida; Vitales; Vitaceae. The record is from RefSeq and is a predicted model, not a curated record. Bases 155 to 373 code for a protein of 72 amino acids. The transcript has 3 exons.